AUGGGCUGCAAUAACACAAAGAAUGCCGUGCCGCACGGAAGCGCGGGCGCGGCAGGUUCCGAUAGGCGAGGCCACAGCGCUGUGAACGGUCUCUCUGCCGUCUCCAGCGCCUACAAUGGCCGGGGCGUGAGGGACCAACUCCAUUGGUCCCAGUGCCACUUCUGCGCUAGGCGCAUUCCUGAGAAGGAGCUCAACGCCCACACUGUCAACUGCGACGAGCGUGAAGUGACCUGCGUGAACUCGUGGUGCCGCCAGAUUGUGAAGCAGGGGCUGAUGCAGCCGCACCUUGACGAGUGCAACAAGAAGCAGCAGGCGAUGUGCUACAAGUGUGGGGCAGUAGUGCCUGCCACCGAGAUGCCGACCCACCGGGACAUCUGCCAGCCACAGCGGUGCGCCGCGUGUGGUGAGCUCUGUAUCACGCGUAUCAUGAAGUGGUGCCCCAGUAAUUUUGUCACUCACAUCAAAAUCACGCAUGGGCCCUUCGCUACGGAGACUUUGCUGGCCCGGCACGCAAACGGUAUCAACCAGGGCAAAGAUGGGGCAGAUGCGGCAAGGGGGCGCGUUAGCUACAAUGUGGCACGGAUGCAGCUCCUGUGGCGAUGGAUGAAGGCUAAGUUGUACCUUGAGGAAACCAUGUUUCGCCUAACCUUUAGGGAGCUGGACCUCAAGAAGGAGGGGUUUGCCAUAUUUAAGGCACGCGAUGAUGUGAAUCAAUCCCGUGUUUUGGUUCCAAAGCGUUCACGCUCCGUAAUUCAGUGUGUUACGGCACCAGCCAUCUCCUCACACUACAUCCCAACUUCUGCGUCAGAGCCUAUUACUGUUCAACUCAUUCAAAGACUCAUCAGAGAGCUUGCACAGCAUGUGCUACCCCCACAACCCUCCGCCUGGCGUAUUUUCACCCAGGCUCUGAGUCUACUUAACACCAUGCCAAACGUUGUGCGUCUUGACCCCCCCGUUGGGGCACGCGUCUCAAACGGAAUGGUUGUUCAAGGCUCAAAAAUUAUUGUGGUUGGAGAUCUGCAUGGGCAGCUAGGGGACCUCCUGUACAUACUCAAGGAGUGUGGUAUGCCAAAUGAAGGUACGUAUUACAUUUUUAAUGGAGACUUUGUGGACCGUGGCCCCCAUGGUGUGGAGGUGUUGCUGAUUCUUUUCUCGCUUCUUCUGGCCUGUCCCAGAUACGUCGCCCUGAACCGUGGCAAUCAUGAGUGCGAUUACAUGAAUGACGAGUAUGGAUUUGAUGUCGAGGUCAGCACUAAGUAUGAUCGGAACAUGUUUCGUCUCAUCCAGCGCUGCUUCUGCGCCCUGCCUCUUGCUACCACCAUUGGAAAGAAGGUGUUCGUUGUGCAUGGCGGUUUGCCACGCCGCAAGGGCGUGACGCUAGCAGACAUUGGCCGGAUUCAGCGCUUUCGUCAGAUUCCAAUGCCGGAGAACUCACAACCAGAGGAGGAUGAACUUUUCCAGGAUUUGCUGUGGUCAGAUCCGGUGGAGGACAUGCAUGGAUGGCGUGAAAGCGUGCGGGGUGCGGGGGUUCUCUUCGGUGCCGACCUCACCCACGAGUUUCUGAAGAACAACGGCCUUGAACUUAUCGUGCGGUCCCACGAGGAGUGCCUGAAGGGCUACGAGGAACACCACAACAAGAAGCUUCUCACUGUGUUUUCCGCCAGCAACUACGAUGGACCCGAGUCAAACCUGGGCAGCUUUGCCGUCUUUAUCGGUGACAAUCCCGAGCCGGAGUGCCACCCAUUCCGCGUCGAGGAGGAGGACGAGUAUGCGCAGGCCAUCGUUGACGUUACCGAGCCAUUCACACCAACCCUGGCAAGGUCCGUCACCCUCCCAACACCUUUUCCGUCAAGCAUUCUCCUGCGGCGACGGACGAGGGACGAGGUGCUUCGCGUGUUGCGCGAGCGCAUCUACCAAAGGCGACAUCGACUCCUGUCCUACUUUGCGAAGCUUGACCGCACCUGCAAAGGCUCCGUCUGGAAGAUUGAGUGGACAGAGGCGAUGCGCAAUGUACUUAACUUAGACCUUCCGUGGUUCUUUCUGCGCGGCUACCUUGUAGCUGAGGACGAGAACUCACGCAUCUGGUACUCGCCCUUUCUGGAGAAGUUUCACAACUUUCUUCAACCGCUUUGGCUCAAUGAUUGGAUGGAAGGCGCACUGUAUAGCUUGGUAAUGAAGCAACGAGCAGGUCAUCGCACCCAAUCCGUUUCCGUGGCGUUUGGAAAGGGGAUGGUCAACUACACGGAUUUCUGCUCCGUCAUUCGGGUCGUUGACUACACGACAAGUGAGGCGCAACUCUUUCAAAUAUUUAUUUACUUAGACAGGGAAGGCAAGGGCCAGAUUGAUGGAACGAAGUUUCUGGAGUUGCUCGCCGAGAAGGCGACGCGUCCUGUGCCUGACGCCCUGCGCUGGGACCAUGAAGCGAUGGAGCAGCUACAGAACGUCGUCAUCCAGGCCCGGAGUCAGCUGCCGUACCUCUUCAACGUGUCCGCCACGGACCGCGCUCUCACCCCAGAGAGGUUUUUUUCGGGUAUCACGCAGCUUUGCCGCGGGAUGCGGAAGGAUCUGACCCAAGCGCAGAAGGAGAAGAUUUAUGAAUUCCUGCAGGAGCGGGCACCGCAACCUGGUGUCAUGUUUGAGCACUUUUUGUUUGUCACGGCCGUGUUUGAUGUGCAUGCGCUCCCGUGGUCCGCCUCGAUACAUCCCGACGACGUCCACAUCAUGCUACCAAGCCUGGGCAACCACAGCUUUGUCGUUCGAGACGAAGAGGCGACGUGGGAGUGA
Molecule: messenger RNA, 2784 nt
Organism: Trypanosoma rangeli
Lineage: Eukaryota; Euglenozoa; Kinetoplastea; Trypanosomatida; Trypanosomatidae
Product: Ser/Thr protein phosphatase
Exons: 1
Coding region: 1-2784 (927 amino acids)
Cellular component (GO): nucleus; cytosol
Molecular function (GO): protein serine/threonine phosphatase activity; calcium ion binding
Source: RefSeq, a predicted model, not a curated record